Messenger RNA from Elaeis guineensis (African oil palm), 2396 nucleotides. RefSeq lists its product as uncharacterized. NCBI's taxonomy places the organism in Eukaryota, Viridiplantae, Streptophyta, Magnoliopsida, Arecales, Arecaceae. The record is from RefSeq and is a predicted model, not a curated record.
GACAGAACCAAAGAGAUUCUUGUUGUCUUAUUUCAAGGCUGAAGCUAUUAUCUAUAUCAAGCGUGAUAUGAUUCAACAAGCAGUAGUAAAAGAAGAAUAUUUCAUAUUUGUGUAACUUGUUCAACAAAUGAUGCUGCAGAGGCAAAAUUCCGCUCCUCAUCAGAUGAUGAAGGUGGAGUUGGAGGAAAGGAGAGAUGAAAGAGUUUCUGCUUCGAGUUGUUCUUCGAUGGAGCAAGUUCGGUCGGUGAGAAGGCCGUCGAGGGAUGAUAGAAGAUACAUACAUGAGCUGAUGGGGAAGGUGAAUGAAUUGGAAGAACUCUUGACUGCUCACAAGAUGGCCUCCUCAUCAUGGACGAAUAGAGCUGGAGAGAGAAGACCAGCUAAGAUUUAUCCUGAUCAAUUGCUUGCAAUGGAUUUUAAUGGUAAUUCGGCUUUUAAUAUCAGGGGUGAUUAUGGUUGUAGUUAUAAUACCAAGAAGUCAGAAGGUUUAAGAGGAAGGUUAUAUGAGAAGUAUAUAGAGAAGAGAGAUGCAAAGCUGAGGGAGGAGUGGGGAUUGAGAAGGGCUUAUAAGGAAGCUAAGAUGAAGUCUAUGUGGGAUAGAUUCGAACAAAGUCAGGCGGAGAUGAAGGCUCGAUUUGGUGGGUCUGCUGAUGGAGAGGAUUUGGCUCUUCGAGGUCAUCGGCAUGCAGAGAAGCUGAAGGACUUUGGUGCUCGUUCAGCAAUUAAGGAUACAGAACUGCAGAAGGUAGAGUUCAUCCAGACAGAGGAAGAAAAUCCUUGCUUGCAGGUUCUAUAUGUUAGGUACAAAUUCUUUGAUGAUACACUACUCAGCCAUGGCUCUUCCAGCAGCAAUGAGUCUAAAAGGCUAUUAUCCAGUAGAAGUGCAUCUUCCUCCAUGUCUCAAAGCUCAGUUGCACCCAUUCCUAGGCCUCCUGUUAAAUCUGGUUUCAUAAGAAGAAGGACUCAGUCUGAAAAUACUCUAGCAAAAUCCGUUUCCAACAACUCCAAUCACAGAAAGGAGAAUAUGAAGUCAUUUACUGGAACUAGCAAGACAACCGGGUUGAGGACCCAUGCUCGAAGCAUGAGUACCAGUGAAGGUAUGAGCAUUUUCAAGGAAGAGAAGCCGCCAAGAUCCAGGUCUAUGAGAAAUUGCUCGGUUGGUUCUGGUGAGUUAAAAGAUCCUUCAUCGACAAACACUGACAGUGCCAGUAGUUUGACACCAUCAAGGUUUUCGAAGGAGCGAAGUGAGAAAACCAGUAAGAGGUUCCAAAAGUUAGGUGAGUCAGGGCCAUUUCUUAGGAGGGGCAAUGGGAUAAGGCCUGGUGCUGGAGCUUUUGUGAUCCAGAAAAAUGGAGAGGAGUCUGAAGGGUUGGUGGAUCAGAGUGAAUGCUCACCUGACACAGCUAAAGAUAAAGAUGAACAAUUAGAAAGAACACAUAGCAAAGGCAGGGCAACUGCUUUUCUUUCUGACUUGGAUAGUGAGAGACAAAGAUCCAGCCAAGAAUCAAGAAGUUCUGGCCUUGUCAGGCCUCAUAAUGGUGAUGUCUUUACACCAGCAUCUCACGGAGAUGAGUUCGAUGCCUCUGCAGGGGGCGUCGAAGAGUUAUCACAAGAAAAUGCUGGAUCUUGGAACUCACAUAUCAAAUAUCCAUCAUCCAAUUCUCAUGAGGCAUUAGAUGUUAAUGCUUCAGUGGAUACUCCUACCAGUUGCCCAGAUUCCUGGAAUUCUCACCCCAUGAACAAAAUGCGGAAGUCGGAUUCUACUCGAGUAAGGAAGAAAUGGGCGAAAGCCGAGAAACUUGUUCUUGCCACUACUGCUUCCCAUCAACCGCGAAACAGCGUGGCAGAAGGGUUCAAGAGAUUGUUUAAAUUUGGGAAGAACAGCAAGGAUGCAGAAGGUGUAGCACAUGGUUUGAGGUCUGGCUCAAUAGCUUCUGAUGUUGAUAAUGAUAUAGCAAAUGGCCAUGAUCUGGCAAACCAAUCAUUGGACGAUCUAAGGAAGUUGAGAAUGGAGUACUCAGUUUCUGCUUACCAUAGCCUAAAUGAGGGCAAGGUUUUUCCUGAUCAGGUUCUAUCGUUACGCAGAUCCAUUUCCAGUCAUCCUGCAAACUCCAGGCUGGGGGCAGAUUACAUGUCCGGAAACUCUCUGAAAGCACAUCGCUCGCUCUUCUCCCUUCCAUCGUUUCUUAGCAAGAGAAGUGAAUCCAAGCUUAGGUGACAGAAUGGUGGUCAACAGCAUCAGCAUUUUCCUAUAUUUCUGGAGCAUUAUAUCCUAAUGUGGGCUUCCAACAGAAGCUAGACAUCCCACGUUAUAGUUUGGAAAAUAUACUGUUCCAAAGAUUGUGGAAUAUCAUGUGACUCAGGGUUGUUGGAAUCAAUUUCUCCCUUUUAUCUCA